AGCAUCCACCGCCGGGGACACCGCUCCCCGCCACCGCCCGCCCGUCCGCCCCUCGCUAAGUGCUGUAGAAGCUGGACGCGGUUCAAACUUGGAAGGCGGCCGAGUCUAUGGUGUUUGCGGGCUGCCGUGCUAUCGAUGCGAGCAGAGAGCAUGCGUGGCAGCUGUUCUUCGGGUGAUGCACCUGACCAGAGUAGCUGCCGAUGCAUUCGGUGUCGUCACCAUUGCACUGUUUGCGCUCCUCGCUGCUCUCGGCCUCUUCUGCAUCUGCCUCUCCAUCUACUUCUGGUUUCGGAUCCGGAGAGGGGUCUUGCUCCCGCUCGGCUACUUUAACGGCCCCUGGGUCACUCGCAUUGCCCUCAUCCUCAUCACCAUCUGGUGGGGAGUCGGGGAGAUCGUGAGGUCGAGCUUCUUGAAGAGGAAGUUGUUCGCCAGCGCAGAGUGGCAGAAGAUCGCAUGUGACGCCUACAUCCUUUCCAAUCUAGGGUUUGCGGAACCAUGCAUCUUCUUCGUGUUUGCUUUCCUCCUGCAUGGCUCCUUACAGAAGAGGGAGUCGGGCACUCUGAACCAAAGAUGGAACUUGAAGACCAUUGGCUACAUGCUGGUUUUCUGCGUCCCGGUUUUCUUCGUCCAGGCCCUUCUCGUGUUUGUCGGGCCUACCUUUGUUAAGGAUGAGAACAGUGAGAAUGGAAGGAGGAAGAUUGCCAAGUACUUCAUUCGGACGUCCAUGCCGGUUGGGGAUACCAAUGUCUGCACCUAUCCAUUGUUUGGCACCAUUUUUCUGGGACUUAUAGAUGUCAUCCUGAUGAGCUAUGUCUCCUAUGUUGGAUCUCGGGUCUUAUCCUUGGUCAUCAACAAGGCGCUGCGAAGGAGGGUUUCUUUGCUGAUAAUAUCGGUGCUUUUCUUCCUUCCGAUCAGGGUGAUCCUUCUUGGGUUUUCAGUCAUGCCCCAUCCAGGAGAUAUAGCGUUCGAGGUCAUCAUCUUCUUGUCAUUCUUGAUGAUGCUGUCCUGCACAACAGUUGGGAUACUCUUGCUGGUAUACUUCCCAGUCGCAGAUUCACUGGCACUCCGGAAGAUACGCAACAGGGAAAUGCCAGUAGAGAUGGUGCCAUAUGAUGAUUACUACUAUGAAGGCUCGUCGCUUGUGGCGCACCAGAGCUUCCGAGAAAUCGAGCGGAACUCUGACACGUCAACAAAGCGUGGCUCCAUAUCCUUCCGCACAAUGAUCAGGGAAGACCAACUUCCGCAGGAUGGUGUGGAUGAAAUCGGGUUCUCCUCCCGCAGCGGCAUCCAAAUUGGAUCAUCCUCACCUUCAGGUUCUUCACCGAGUGCUGCCAUGCUACCUCUCAAGGAAGUCCCUAGAUACUAAGUAGUGUUCACAUGUGGCUUUGGCCCCUUCUACUAUGUGAUCUUCCUUUCCUCUUCUUCCUCUCACCUACCUUAAUGAUAACAGUUUUGUGGCAAUCAAAAGGUUUUUUGUAAAGUUUUCAAGUAGCAAGACUCAUCCAUUUAGAUCAGUUUGUCUAGUUCCAACUUAUGAAUGUAGCAAGUAGCUAGAUCUUGCAAAAAAAUGCUAAGCAAGCAGCUGUGCGUGCACCUGGCAUUGGCUGGCAGAGGAUGAGUUGGAGUUCACUUUUGGUUGGUUUGCUUGA
Messenger RNA from Lolium rigidum, 1649 nucleotides. RefSeq lists its product as uncharacterized. The record is from RefSeq and is a predicted model, not a curated record. The transcript is spliced from 2 exons. NCBI's taxonomy places the organism in Eukaryota, Viridiplantae, Streptophyta, Magnoliopsida, Poales, Poaceae. The coding region runs from base 176 to 1366 and encodes 396 amino acids.